UUAGCUCACUGAAGAGUUUGUGGGCUGUUGUCAGGAUUUUGGCAUUAUUCUGAGGAAAAUGGGGCGCCGCUGAGGAGUAACGUGAACUGACAAAUUUUAAGAGGAUCCUUCUUGCUGCUGUGUUGAGAAAAUACUGGAUGGGAACAAGAGAAGCAGGGAGUUAGAAGACUGUGCAAAUCGUUCAGAGACAGAGUCUCACUUGACCGCCCUCGGUAGAGUGCCAUGACGUCACAGGACUCACAGCAACCUCCAGCUCUUGGGCUUCCGCGAUUCUCCUGCCUCAGCCUCCCGAGCAGCUGGGACUACAGACGCCCACCACAACGCCCAGCUAUUUUUUUGUUGCAGUUUGGCCGGGGCUGGGUUUGAACCCACUACCCUCGGUAUAUGGGGCUGGCGCCCUACUCACUGAGCCACAGGCGCCACCCGAGGGUUGUCUUUCAAAAAAAUUUGCACAGAGUUUUUGAUAUUUACCUUCUACCUCCAGGGACUUUAAGAAGAGUAAAUGGGUCCAGUAAUUGGAAUGACUCCAGAUAAGAGAGCUGAAACCCCAGGAGCCGAAAAGGUUGCAGGAUUAAGCCAGAUUUACAAAAUGGGAAGUCUGCCUGAAGCUGUUGAUGCUGCCAGGCCAAAGGCCACUGUAGUGGACAGUGAGUCAGCAGAUGAUGAACUUACAAACUUGAACUGGCUUCAUGAAAGUACUAAUCUUCUAACAAACUUCAGCCUUGGAAGUGAGGAUCUUCCAAAUGUUAGUCCGUUGUAUGACAUAGAGGGAGAUGAUGUGCCAUCCUUUGGAUCAUCUUGCUACCAGAACCCAGAAAAAAAAUCAGCAACUUCAAAGCCCCCAUACUCCUUUAGUCUUCUCAUUUACAUGGCUAUUGAACAUUCACCAAAUAAAUGUUUGCCUGUCAAAGAAAUUUACAGCUGGAUUCUGAACCGUUUCCCAUAUUUUGCUACUGCACCAACAGGCUGGAAGAAUUCUGUUCGACAUAAUCUGUCCCUGAAUAAAUGUUUUCAGAAAGUGGAAAGAAGCCAUGGAAAGGUUAAUGGGAAAGGUUCCUUAUGGUGUGUCGAUCCAGAAUAUAAACCCAAUCUUAUGCAGGCACUGAAGAAGCAACCUUUCCCCUCAGCAUCAAAGUCUCACAGCCCUCCUGCAUCUCCACAAAGUGGUUCUUUAUCACCUCACUACUUAAGCUCUGUACUUAAACAGAACCAGUUGCGAACCCUCAAAGAUUCUGAUAUUGAUGCUGCCACUGCAAUGAUGCUUUUAAAUACUUCCAUAAAACAAGGAAUUUUAGAAUGUGAGAAGCCUCUUCCUCUUAAAACAGCAUUGCAAAAAAAGAGGAGUUAUGGCAAUGCAUUUAAUCAUCCCAGUGUUGUACAAUUACAAGAGAGUGAUUCUUUACCCACCAGCAUUGAUCCAAAAGAAGAUCACAAUUAUAGUGCAAGUAGCAUGGCAGCACAGCGCUGUGCAUCCAGGUCUAGUGUGUCUUCUCUGUCUUCUGUGGAUGAGGUCUAUGAAUUUAUCCCAAAGACUGGCCAUGUGGGAAGUGAUGGCAGUGAAGGAUUUCACAGUGAAGAAGACACAGACGUUGAUUAUGAAGAUGAUCCUCUUGGAGACAGUGGCUAUGCAUCACAGGCUUGUGCAAAUACCUCUGAAAAAGGGCAGUCAGGCAAAAAGAUGCGUAAGCAGUCAUGUCAAGAAAUUGAUGAGGAGCUCAAAGAGGCAGCUGGAUCUCUGCUGCACCUUGCUGGAAUCCGUACAUGUCUAGGUUCCCUAAUAAGUACUGCAAAGACACAAAAUCAAAAGCAACGAAGAAAAGAGAAAUACUAUUAGUGUAAAAUUAUUUUAAAGUGUGGCAAUACUUUUUCUUAAUCCUUUACAAGGGAUAUCAAAGCCAUAAUGGACUUACUUAAUUUUAGGAUGGGGCAUGGGUAUUAAAUUAAUACUUGUUUCUUUGAAAAUAUUUUUGCUUUUUGUUUCUUAAAAUUUUUAUUCUACAAUUGCUGUUAGGAUCAUGCCUGAUCGUAAACACAUGAUAUGAAGUCCUAAAAGCAUAAUUUUUGUGAUAAGUGUCUCUAAGAUUUGGAAAUUUUUGUAUAAGAAAAACCCUAGCCUCUGUCUUAAACUUGUAGGAAAACUGUUUUCGUCUGUUUAUAUGUCAAAAUGUAAGAUUUGGAAAUUCUAUAACUUUUUAAAAAUGUUCUUUUCCAAUUUGUAAUUAACUAUAGUUAUUGAUCCUGCUAUAAAUUUUGCUGAUGUCUUUUUCAUAUACUCCUCUCCUGAUACACAAUCCAGUGAGAUAAGAUUGUUUUUUUUAUUUUGUUCUAAUUUUUUUUUUUUUUUAAUUUUUUUUGUUGUAGCAUGAGCAAAGUCAGAUAUAAAUUGGAAGAGAUUCUGGAUGUCUAGAAAAUUCCUUUUGACUACACAGGUAGAGAAGACAACAAAGAGUUCUAAGAUUUAGAAAAGGCAACUUUGUGAUGUGAUUUCAUGUAAGAACACUCCCAAUUCCUAUUACAACGGUAUCUUUGAAAUGUUUUUACUUCAUAAAUAUCGCAUAGCAUUUAGUAGGGCCUUUGUUCUUUCCGAAACUGCUUUGUAGACAUUAAGUUUUAGCCACUAGCUGCCUUUGUUGAGUAGAAGUUGUCCAAUGAAAGGAUAUAGCCAUAGAGCGUGUUAUGGAAUAACACCCAUUUUGACACACUUUUGCAAUAAGAGAAUCUUUCAUUUGCUUGCCAAAUGUGUACUGCAUUCUGAGAAUCUUGUAAUAGGAAUGGAGUGUAAUAAAACUUUUUUUUUUUUUUUGUGGUUUUUGGCCGUGGCUGGGUUUGAACCCACCACCUCCGGCAUAUGGGACAGGCGCCCUACUCCUUGAGCCACAGGCGCCACCCAACAUUUUGAAUACUGAUUACCUCUGUUAUAAAUAAAGGUAGGUCAUCUAGGAACAAACUUCUUUCCAAGCUUUGAAUCAAUUAAAUUCAUUUGAAUACCAAAUUAAAUUUUUAAAAACUUAAUGUACCCAUAGAGACAAAAUACCUUCAGGGAUUUCAAAAUCUGGAUAAAAUUAGGUCUUAUACAAUACAACCUUUUUAACGAAACAGUGUAAUACUCAUGUGCCAUUAAUUCAUGCUAAAAGAUUUUUAUAUUACUGUUCCAAAAGUGCAUUGACUAGGUGUUUUAAAUAUUUGAGUAAAUCCGCUUAUAUGAGAUAAUUUUACACAAUAUCAUUUGUAUAGUUUGACUAGAUUAUUCAGAAAGAAAAGGGAUAACUAAUAAGCUAAGCUUGCUCAUUAUAUAUUUUUUACAAUGGUGGAAGCAACUUUCCCAAAGUUAAAUCUUAUGUUAUAUGUGUAUCCUAUGUCAUAAGACAAUGACCUUGUUUUCAUUUUUCUGAUAAAUAUGUACGUGUGCACAGAUAGACUCACAUAUGCCUGGUAUGCACGGUCAAGCUCAUGAUGUUGAUCUGCUGCUUUCAACUGUUCUGUGACUAUAAAAGCAUUUUCUUGGAUUUUUUAAAGAGACAGAUAUUUAUAUUUUACCUCUAAAUUUUAUUUGGGCAAAACUGUCAAAUGAGAAUGAUAACAAAAACAUCUUUUUCAGUUGACAAGACUGUAAGCCAGGGAUAACAGUAUUAAUGUUCUCUGUCCUGUUUCCAUGUCAAUUUAAAUUUAACCUGGAUAGCCACAUUGAUAGAAUUGGUGCUGUUGAAAUAUAGUAAUGUUAAAAUCUGAUAAUGAAAAAGUGGCCCUUAAAUAUGCAGAAUGAAUAAAGCACCAGAAAAAAAUGCUUUUACCACAGUAUAAAUAAUAGAGAUUACACAAAUCAUUUUAAUAAUAAUAUUUUUAAGUUACUACCAUAGCUUUCUGGAUAGAUCUUGGUAACAAUGUUUGAGUGAUCUGGUUCCAGUUUAUAUCAUUCUACUGAAAUUCUGUACCACAGAUGUUCAACAUAGUUCCUGUCCAUUAGAUAAUUACUCUUUAGAAGUAAAGGAAAAUGACCAAUGAUGAAAAGGAACGGAUUUAUUUCUAGCUCUAACAAGGGAUCUUCAAAGUUAUUUUUGUCUUGACAUACCUAGUAAUUCUUCGAACCCUUUGAUUUUUUUUUCUCUCCUUCAUGUACUCUUCUCUCAAAUUUAUAUGCUUAAGUUACACUCAUCAAUGGAAGGAUAACAAACACUUGUGCACUGAAAGCUAGCAAGGAGAAGUUACACAACAUUUAUACUUAUUAUACAGAAUGUAGUGCAUCUGUGUAAGUUUCCAAUUGCUACCGUACCAAGGCAGUUAUUUUCAAGGGGAAGAAUCUUUUUCAUUAGGGUCCCCCUAUUAUUGUUAUUUCCAGAGAAAUUAUGAUUUCAUUCCUCAGGUAUGUUGAAAUAGAAACAUGGCUGAUAACCACCAGUAAGGAAAGUCACUCCAGGUCCUAUGGACUGGAAAUUGCAUUCUCAACACUAGAUUUUACUAUAAUAAAAAUAACUUGGAAACCCCAGAGAGGUUACAUAUUUUCCCACAUUACUUAAAACUGUGAUUUCAGCUAAUUGCCUUAUGUCAAAAUAAUACAAAUUUUGUUGCAACAGAUUCCUGUUUAUAAUAGAUCUUAGUAAAAGUUUGGAUUCAGCAUAGCAUAAUUGAUCUUCAUCUUUCACACCUCAAAUAAAAUCAGUGUUUCUUGAAUAUGUAUUUUUGAAAUUUGUGCAAUAUAUUACUAAAUUAGUUAGUAUUGUAUUUUACUUUUCAAAUUCAGAGAAAGAGAACAGAUUACUUGUAAUUCAUGGAAAAGCUAAUUGUCGGUGGAUCACCUCCCUUUUUCCACCUUUGAGCCUUUCUUGUCUUGAUAGCCAGCAUGACUUCUCUUAAAUUAGGUUCAUUUGUAUAUAGUAAAGUUUAGUAUAUAUUUUUUUCUUUUGCUAUUUUCUGAGGCAUUAUUGUAAAGAGUUCAUAUUAGUUAAAUCUACUUCAGCAUAAAUGCAAAGCUAGAGCAAGUGUUAAGGAGGGAAUAUAUAUAUAUAUAUAUAUAUAUAUAUAUAUAUAUAUAUAUAUGUAUACAUACAUAUAUAAUAUAUAUAGUGGUAGACCAGGAAGCCUUUCCCGGCAAUUAAAUCAACAGAUGUGAAUACUUCACAAAGCUGUAUGGACUAAUGUCUUAAAUACUACAGUAACUUAACACCUUUUUGUGAAGACCACAGCAUUUAUUUAAGAAAUUUUGAGGCUUUCUGAAUUACAUAUAUUUUAUAGUUUGUUAGUUUGAAAUGUGUCUAAGCUUUGACUUAAAGUUUAUUUCAUUAUGUUAAUGAUGUAGUCAAAAUAUUUAUUGAAAGACAAAUUAGGGUAUUUUAAUGUUACACCUGCCAUUUUUUCUUAAAGCACAUUCUUUGUAUCUAACUGCCAGUGCCAUUAUCAAAACUUAUUUUUAAAAUUGUUGUACAUUUCUUAAUUAAACAAGUGCUUAGUUUUAAAGUAUUAUGUUGCCAUCAUAUAGUGUAUAAAAAAUGUAUAAUUGCCAAUUCAUUAUAACUAUUAUUUAUUUUUAAAUGAAAGUGUGAGAAUGCUUUCUGAUUCAAAAAAUUUGUUAUUAAAGUGUUUGCUCAUCCUCUUUUCUGAUGUAGCAUAAAAUUUGUUCUGAGUCUGAGUUAUAACUGCCAGUACAUGACCAGUCACGAGUGAACCACUUCUCGGUUGCCAGUCUUUGCUCAUAUUAAAAACAACUUACAGAUGUUUAGUUUUUGUAUCUAAUCCCUGAUUAUUAAAAUGUUUAUAAAGUUUAUUUUUACCAAAGAGAUGCAAUUCAUUAUGAUAAAGUAUUGCAGAAUAAACUUUGUUUUGUAAC
Molecule: messenger RNA, 5821 nt
Organism: Nycticebus coucang (slow loris)
Lineage: Eukaryota; Metazoa; Chordata; Mammalia; Primates; Lorisidae
Gene: FOXN2
Product: forkhead box N2
Exons: 7
Coding region: 503-1834 (443 amino acids)
Biological process (GO): regulation of DNA-templated transcription
Cellular component (GO): nucleus
Molecular function (GO): cis-regulatory region sequence-specific DNA binding; DNA-binding transcription factor activity
Source: RefSeq, a predicted model, not a curated record